Molecule: messenger RNA, 852 nt
Organism: Pestalotiopsis fici W106-1
Lineage: Eukaryota; Fungi; Ascomycota; Sordariomycetes; Amphisphaeriales; Sporocadaceae
Exons: 3
Coding region: 1-852 (283 amino acids)
Source: RefSeq, a predicted model, not a curated record
AUGGCACAACAGAGGGAUGGAGACAUGCUAAGGGGAGAUGUAUUGGCGCAAACUUGCAAUGAUUUGCUGGCAAAUAUAUCGCAUCUCGAAGAGUCGCAGCUCAGCGAGAUGCAGGACGUUCGCGCCCACCUCGAAGCUAUGAGAGAACUUCUGCGUCGUCUCCAGCCUCUCGAAGGUCGCACAUGGACCCAGGUUAUUCUUGACGAGUGUAGGAAUGCAUUCGGUCAGUUAUCUAUGGCGGCUGAAAAUGGAUCGUCUAAUAGCGUUUCGGAGCCUGUAAGGAAUGAAAUGUCACAAAAAGCCCAAGCGGUUAAGGAUUUGGUUCAUGUUCGAAACAAGCUGUCUCUGGCUUCGAACCUCAGUCUAUGCAAUGAAGACCUCAAAGAUGGAGUCAUGAUCGAAACUGUUCACGAGGGACUUGAUGCAAUCUCGCAGGAGUUGAUGGGUUCUGCGAAUGUCAUCAUGCCAUACACUUUUCUACGUGAAGGUCAUAAGACGUUCGAGUUGCGUGAAGCCACACUAACUGACCACGGGACCGAGAGCACACACAAGAUCAUCUGCUCAAAUUGCUCUUUCCACGAGAUAGCAUCUGUUGCUUCAACAAGAAGUAUGAGGUUCGCUUGUCUUUGUCCAUCAGAUGAGGGCUCACAUGAUGGCGAACUCAGUUACCAAGUACUGCCUGCCACCUUCGUCGUUGAGCACCUACGUCCUAUCCAAACGCGUGAGUGGCAUAUGGUCCUUUCGAGGCCACGAGAUGACUCAAUCGUUUCCAUCAUCAUUUCCGAGACUCAAAAGACAGGUAUGCCUCACAGAACGAUUACUCUCCGAUUUGAAAACGCUCUGAUUGUCUAG